Molecule: messenger RNA, 280 nt
Organism: Staurois parvus
Lineage: Eukaryota; Metazoa; Chordata; Amphibia; Anura; Ranidae
Source: the annotation of a GenBank genome assembly
UUAGUCCUGACCAGGGGGGCGGACUGACCAUUUGGAAACUCGGGCACUGUCCAAGGGACCGGGGUCAGUAGGGGGCCCCAUGAGAUGCCCCUGGUACCUUUUUCAUAGGCUUUUUUGAGUUUGGGCAAUGACACAGGGGCCCCAUGAUCCCCUAUUGCCCGGGGGCCCCAUGAGUUGUCAGUCCGCCCCUGGUCCUGACGUGUUACAUAGGACAAUGCCCACUUCCUCAGAGGACAAAGCAGUACAUCUGUGAAUUCAUGAUAUCAUCAAUGAAAUGCAG